Molecule: messenger RNA, 578 nt
Organism: Raphanus sativus (radish)
Lineage: Eukaryota; Viridiplantae; Streptophyta; Magnoliopsida; Brassicales; Brassicaceae
Product: light-regulated protein 1, chloroplastic
Exons: 3
Coding region: 58-477 (139 amino acids)
Cellular component (GO): chloroplast
Source: RefSeq, a predicted model, not a curated record
CAAAACAGCACCAAAUAUCCAAAUCACUAAACCAAUCUUCUUACAGACACAUAAAAAAUGCAGGGAGCUUUGUGCAUCAAACCAACCAUUCUUCCACUUUCUUCUCCAAAGCUUACUCUUCUUCUUCCCCACACCAUCUCCACCACCAAAGCUUCAAGACUCUCUUCUUCUCUCAGACUCAGACCAAACUCAUCAUCUCCUUCAACCUCUGAUCCACUCACCAUAAACUACGAUGACUCUCCCCUUUCUGUUUUCCCAGCUGAAGCAUGUGAAGUGAUCAGCGGUUACGCCUGUUCUGCUGAUAUUUACCCUGAAGUCAAGCUUGAAACAAAGCCCGUCUCACCUCCCGUGGCUUCAGAGCCUGUAGACCGAGAAUACCUAGAGUAUAACAACCCCAAAACAGUUUUCCCCGCAGAGGCUUGUGAUGAUCUUGGAGGAGAAUUCUGCGAACCUGACUAUCAAAAAGAUGUCUAUUAGGAAGAAGAAGCAAGAUUUUAUAUGAUGUGAAUAUGUCUGUUGUUGUAUCUCUACUAGUCUCUGUAACCACUCUUUAAUAUAUGAAGUCUAGCUUCACUUAA